Messenger RNA from Pyricularia oryzae 70-15, 880 nucleotides. RefSeq lists its product as uncharacterized. Lineage: Eukaryota; Fungi; Ascomycota; Sordariomycetes; Magnaporthales; Pyriculariaceae. The transcript has a single exon. The record is from RefSeq and is a predicted model, not a curated record. Bases 134 to 880 code for a protein of 248 amino acids.
UCAUUGGUUUCGCUCACAAUGUCGUUAUCGGUGAAAAUAGGCAUAGCCGAAACGACCGCUGAUGAUAUCUCAUUACCUCAGUCCAACCCGUCCCAUCUUGAUGAGUUUGUAGCUGAUACACUGGACAAGGCUCAUGUUCCACGUUGCAUCCUGUAUCACUCAAGCAUUGACUAAGGGCCAUGUCUGGAGACAAGCUGGCUCUCUUCGCCUCCCCCUAUUGUUGUCAGCAGCAUUGGUGUCAGGAGAACCCAUGUUCCCAGCUCAUGACCUUCAACAAAUUACACCACCCAUAGGAAACAGCAGUAGCCAAUAUAUCAGUGAUCCGACACUCAAAGUCUUGAUGCUCUGCGCCCGGUCCAUAAACAUCCACAGCAGCACCGCAUCCCAUACACACGUUGAUCACUCACCUGUGCAAUCGUGGAGAAAACAAGCCCAAGCUCUUCAGGCAUGGUGCGACGCACGCCGUGAGACUUUCCGCACGCUCCUGGAUAUUGAAAUGCCCACCUCUGAACCCACAGUCGCACUUUUCCCUACCAUCGUCUUCUCAACCCCUGCCGCCACCCUCGCAAACAGCGUCUGCCACGCCGCCUUGCUACUUUUACUCCGACACAAGCCACACACCGUCCCGGCUCUGUCCUCGGGGUCUUCGUCUGUGUGUUAUGCAAGGCGCAUAUGCGCCAUCGCUGUCAGCAAUGGCUCCAACGCUUACUGGGACCCGUGUUUGCUCAGUUGUUUAUUUUUGGCCGCCAGGGUCAUGACAUAUGUGCCGCAGCAAGUUGAAAUAGUGCGCUGCUUUGAGGAGGCCAGUAUGCGGACUGGCUGGCGGGUACUGGCGAAAUGGUUUGUCGACGAGCUGCAGAAUAUUUGGAGUUUGACUUGA